This is a messenger RNA of Molossus molossus (Pallas's mastiff bat), 5410 nucleotides long. RefSeq names its product cyclic nucleotide gated channel subunit beta 1 (gene CNGB1). The coding region runs from base 89 to 3709 and encodes 1206 amino acids. The record is from RefSeq and is a predicted model, not a curated record. Gene Ontology annotation, molecular function: protein-containing complex binding; cGMP binding; intracellularly cAMP-activated cation channel activity. Gene Ontology annotation, biological process: monoatomic cation transmembrane transport; retina homeostasis. Gene Ontology annotation, cellular component: photoreceptor outer segment; plasma membrane; intracellular cyclic nucleotide activated cation channel complex. The transcript has 33 exons. NCBI's taxonomy places the organism in Eukaryota, Metazoa, Chordata, Mammalia, Chiroptera, Molossidae.
UGUGACUGGCAGGGAGAAGGCAAUUCCCGGCUGGUGGUCCGUAUCUGAGCAGGGCCUGGCGGGAGGUGGUGAGAACGAGGGUGUCAGGAUGUUGGGCUGGGUCCAGAGGGUGCUGCCUCAGCCCCCAGGGACCCCUCAGAAGACCAAGAUGGAGGAGGAGGAGGGGGCAGAACCGGAGCCAGAGCUUGGCCUGGAGGCAGAGCUGGAACCAGCGCCGGAGCCUGACACAGCCCCCCAGGAGGCCAAGCUAGAAGAGGAGUGCCUGCCACCAGAGGAGUCAUUCGAAGGGGAGGAAGGAGCUGUGGCUGACCCGAGCCCUGAGGAGACCCAGAAGGCCGCCUCUCCUCCGCCCACGUCCCCCCAGGCCCAGCUUGCUGUGGUCCCUGGAGUGAACAGUCCCAGGGCCUGGGUGCUGACCUGGCUCAGGAGGGGCAUGGAGAAGGUUGUCCCACAGCCUGUCCACAGUGGCCGUCCAGCCCAGAGCACUGCGAUCAGCUUGGAGGGCCCGGAUCAGGCAAGAGCACAGAUCCUUGGGCACUGCAGCACUGGGGUCUCAGAUGGAUCCAGUGAGGCCUCCAGGGCAAAGGACACUGGGCCUGGGCCCUGGCUGCUCAGGUGGUUUGAGCAGAACCUGGAGAAAGUGCUGCCUCAGCCUCCAAAAACUUCAGAGGGCUGCAGAGACGAGCCUGCAGAUGCUGCCUUGGGCCCAGAACCCCCGGGACGCCCCUUGGAAAUGGAGCCCAUGCUGCAGGCCCCAGAAAGUCAGCCCCUGCCCACUCCCAGCCCCCCCGAGCCUGAGGAGGAGCUGACUGCAGAGCCCCAGCCUGGCUUCCAGGCUUCCUCCCUGACCCCGCCUAGGGGUCCUGCCAGGUUGGUGGUGUGGCUCCUACAUAGACUGGAGAUGGCCCUGCCGCAGCCAGUGCUCCGGGGGAAGGCUGGAGAGCCGGAGCCUAACCCGCCUGUGCUGUGUGACGUGCAGACCAUCAGCAUCCUCCCUGAAGAGCAAGAGGAGCCCGAUCUCAUCCUAGAAGAGGUUGACCCUCACUGGGAGGAGGAUGAGCAGCGGGAGGGCAGCACCAGCCCACAGGGCUCAGAGGCCGUGGCUUCAGCUGACGAAGAGAAUGAGGCCGUGGAGGCGAUGCCCAGGGAGCUUCCCUGGAUUCAAGAGGAGAACGAAGAGGAGGAGGAUGAGGAGGAGGAGGAGGAGGAGGAGGACAAGGAGGAGAAGGAGCCUGAGGUCUUGCUGGAUAGCUGUCUGGGGACAAAGGCCAGUGAGGACUCGAACGGAGUAGCCAGGACAGUCACCCGGAGGGCCUCAUGUCAGCAAGGCCCCUGGGCCCUGGCUUCUCUCUCUCUCUCUCUGACUGCCCCUCCUUCCUCUCCCCAAGUUCCUGCUACAGAAGAGCACCCAGAAGUGCAGGUGGAAGACACUGAUGCUGACAGCCACCACCUCAUCCUGGAGGAUAAGCCACCCUCCCCCGAGCUGCUGCCACCUUCUCCUGCCAAGUCCGACACCCUCACAGUCCCAGGAUCGGCCGCAGAGACACACAGGAAGAGGCUGCCCUCCCAAGACAAUGAAGCUGAAGAGGUCAAGGUGCCGUCACCAGCUGAAACACCCGUGGUUGCCUGGUCGGACACCCCAACCCUGCAGGGCACUGAUGGCCAGGACCGCGCGUCCUCAACAGCCAGCCAGAACAGCACCAUCAUAAACGAGCGGCUCCAGGAGCUAGUGAAGCUCUUCAAGGAGCGGACGGAGAAGGUGAAGGAGAAGCUCAUUGACCCAGAUGUCACCUCCGAUGAGGAGAGCCCCAAGCCCUCUCCAGCCAAGAAAGCCCCAGAGCCAGCCCCAGACACGAAGCCAGCUGAGGCGGUACAGGUGGCGGAGGAGCACUACUGUGACAUGCUGUGCUGCAAGUUCAAACGCCGCCCCUGGAGGAAGUGGGAGUUCCCCCAGAGCAUCGACCCGCUGACCAACCUGAUGUACAUCCUGUGGCUGUUCUUCGUGGUGAUGGCCUGGAACUGGAACUGCUGGCUGAUCCCUGUGCGCUGGGCCUUCCCCUACCAGACGCCAGGCAACGUCCACUUCUGGCUGCUGCUGGAUUACCUGUGCGACCUGAUCUACAUCCUGGACAUCACCGUGUUCCAGAUACGUCUGCAGUUUGUCAAAGGAGGGGACAUCAUUACAGACAAAAAGGAGAUGCGCAAUAACUACCUGAAGUCUCCCCGCUUUAAGAUGGACUUGCUCUGCCUGCUGCCCUUGGACUUUCUCUACUUGAAAUUCGGCGUGAAUCCCCUCCUGCGUUUGCCCCGCUGCCUGAAGUACAUGGCCUUCUUUGAGUUUAACAACCGCCUGGAAUCCAUCCUCAGCAAAGCCUACAUUUACAGGGUUAUCAGGACCACCGCCUACUUGCUCUACAGUUUACACUUAAACUCCUGUCUGUAUUACUGGGCGUCAGCCUAUCAGGGCAUUGGCUCCACUCACUGGGUUUACGAUGGCGUGGGAAACAGUUACAUCCGCUGUUACUACUGGGCUGUGAAGACCCUCAUCACCAUUGGCGGGCUGCCCGACCCCAAGACGCUGUUCGAAAUCGUCUUCCAGCUGCUGAACUAUUUCACAGGCGUCUUCGCUUUCUCUGUCAUGAUCGGACAGAUGAGAGACGUGGUGGGGGCCGCCACGGCGGGGCAGACCUACUACCGCAGCUGCAUGGACAGCACAGUGAAGUACAUGAACUUCUACAGGAUCCCCAGGUCCGUGCAGAACCGCGUCAAGACCUGGUAUGAGUACACCUGGCACUCCCAAGGCAUGCUGGAUGAGUCAGAGCUGAUGGUGCAGCUUCCCGACAAGAUGCGGCUGGACCUCGCCAUCGACGUGAACUACGACAUCGUCAGCAAAGUGGCCCUCUUCCAGGGCUGCGACCGGCAGAUGAUCUUUGACAUGCUGAAGCGGCUUCGCUCUGUCGUCUACCUGCCCAACGACUACGUGUGCAAGAAGGGGGAGAUAGGCCGCGAGAUGUACAUCAUCCAGGCAGGGCAGGUGCAGGUCUUGGGUGGCCCUGAUGGAAAGUCUGUGCUGGUGACUCUGAAAGCUGGAUCUGUAUUUGGAGAAAUAAGCCUGCUGGCGGUAGGGGGCGGAAAUCGGCGCACGGCCAACGUGGUGGCCCAUGGCUUCACCAACCUCUUCAUUCUGGAUAAGAAGGACCUGAAUGAAAUUCUGGUGCAUUAUCCCGAGUCUCAAAAGUUACUCCGGAAGAAGGCCAGGCGCAUGCUGAGAAGUAACAACAAGCCCAAGGGGAAGAGCGUGCUCAUCCUUCCGCCCCGGGCCGGCACCCCCAAGCUCUUCAAUGCCGCCCUGGCCGCCACGGGAAAGAUGGGCGCCAAGGGGGCAAAGAGCGGCCAGCUGGCUCACCUCAGGGCGCGACUCAAAGAGCUGGCUGCGCUGGAGGCGGCUGCGACGCAGCAGCAGCUGCUGGAGCAGGCCAAGAGCUCAGAAGACUCCACGGGAGAGGCAGGCUCCACCGCCCCCCACCAGCCUGCACCCCCAGAAGCCCCAGCCCCAGGCUUUCAGCCACCUGCCUCUCCAGGGGCAACUGAGGAGGGGACAGCUGGUCCUGAGGAGCACUCGGUGGGGAUCCACAUGAGCCCGGGCCCGGACCCUGGCAAACAGGUCCUGUCGGUGGAGAUCCCAGAGGAGAAGAAAGAGGUGGAGUGAGGUGCCCCUCCCAUGCGUGCCCAGCAGCCAAGAUGCUGGUCCACAGUGGUGGCCUCAGUAGUCUCAGCUACCUGCUGGCCAACAUUCCUGCUCCAACAUCACCAAACUUCCUAGUGUCUCUAGGUUCCCACCAUCACUUGAGAACCCUACCUCCCUUGACUAUUAUUGUAAAGAACACUACUUUUUUCUAUUGUGAAAGUUCACAGGUAGAAGGGGGCUUUGACACCACGGGAUGCUUUGUUGGAGACAUCAAGGGUUUUGAAUGUUGGGGGUUUCCCUUCAGGAAUCUGGCUCCCACAUUUCAAGGACAGAAGUGUCCAGCGGAAAGGCAGGCAGUCGUCCUGUCCCUUUGACUCAGCAGGAAUCGGGCACCUCGAACCCCGCGCAGGACGCUCUUGCUGAGCAGUCACGCUAGGAGCUCGAUGCCUGUUUUUGUCCCUCAAACUAAAAGCAGAACCUUCAUUUCCCCUGUGAAAAAAUCACCCAUUUUUAGGUGGGUCUGAGCAUUUCCUAAUCCCAGGGUCAGGAACAGAUGUAUCUAGUUGAUGACAUAUCACAUGAUCUGAGUAGUCAUAGCAUUGAAUAUAAUGAUGAGCGACAUCAUUUUACCCUUUCAAAAAGCUUUUGUUAAUUUAUUUUAAUAGGUAGUAACAUAUUUACAUGGGUAUGAAAGGAUACCCAGUAAACGUUCUCCCUCUUACCCCUGGCACCCAAUCUCCCUGGCCCCCUUCCUGGAAGCAACCACUAUUAUGGUGAAUUUGUUAUAAAGAAACUUGAAGCUUUUGCAAAGAAAUGUAUGAUUUUCGUGUCUGGAAGUAUCAUAACAUUUACAUGCUCUACCACCGGCGCGCAUUUGCACUAUUUCCAAUCUCAGGCCAGUAAACAGAACACUGCAAUAAAAAAUUACGCACAGACAUCAUUUUACUGGUAAACACUGUUUUUAAAUAGGAGAAGUCUGGAGGUUUGGGCUAAGUCUUUUCUUUACCAUCCCCAUUUUUCAUUCUCACACUUGCACAGCAUAUUCUAAGGUCCAAGCACAGAGAAUGCUUUCGUCUGUACCAAGUAUUUCAGAUACGUCAAUAAAGUAAGCACCUUGCUCUUCAUGAUGGCAAAAUGUUUCCAGGGCACCUCACUGUGAGAUCCUAUUUUAUAAGGAUUUUAAAAUACGAACAUACUUAUUCUUUUCGAUAGCAACCCUUGAAUGUAUACUGCUUAUUAUAUAAAGUGAGAGAUUUUUAAGAUUCCCAAGAAUUCUCCUGGAAAAAAAAAAAAAUUGAUUUUGAGAUGAGAUUAACAGUGUCUUAAUCUCACUGAGCUAUCUCAUUAAACUUGACAAUUUCACAGAACUUGGAUAUUAGAUACAUUUAAUUUGAGGCCAGCAUUAUUCUCCAAAUAGGGCGGAAUGGGUUGAUCGCCAACGUAUGGAUGGAACAGCUCAGAACACGGUAAUUCUGCAGCUGAACCAGGACCUUUAUUUAUGUCGGUUGAGUCUCUACUAACUUAAAAUGUCUCAGCACCUCCUGAGUUUUGGUAGAAAAUUAAUAGCAAGCUAUUUUUUUAAAACUACAUAAACAUUUUAAAUAAAAUUAAAACCAAGAAGUUGUUUAAAAUUUCAUUAUCAAAAUGUGUUCAGCUACCUGGAAUAUCUUCAUCUGUUUUCCUAGUAAACGUGAACACUGCAUUUUACCCUCUGGCUUUCAU